AGGAGUGGGACCCGCUGAGCUCUGAGAACACGACCAUCCUGGGGCGUGCAGUGCCAGCUUGGCUGAGGCUCUGGACAUCGCGGGCCUCGCGCCUCUUCCAAUCACCCGCAGACCCCAAGAGCAUAAUGAGUGGCUGUUCUGUCUCCCUGAGUUUUGGGGUCAUUUUCUAUGUGGCCACAUUAACUGGGACAUACUGUGUCUCCUUUAGCUUCUCCAUCCGCGCCACACCUGGUCCUGGUCUCUGGUCAGGGCCAAGACCCGGGGCAGGGGCCCUCCAGCCGCUGCCUCCUGUUGGAGCGGCGCUCCUGCCAGAGCCUCGGAUCCGCACGGUGCUUUUGCCGCGGCCUCAGCCGGGACCUCGAAUUUCCAGACCUCUCCUCAUGAGUGAACAGCCCCAGACGACCAGCUGAACCGCGAGCCUCGGAUGCCACUCCAGAGCCAGGCCAGAGAUGACGUCCCCGGGGUCUGGCCCAUCACCCAGCACCUCGAUGGCCACCAAGGAGCUAUCUCUGGCCAGGCUGUGCGCCCAGGUAGACCUGUGUCUGGGCUGCGCCCGCUGCACUCAGCGCCUCAAUGAGAGCACCUACCUUCUGCGCAGGGUGGAGCACCGCUGUCCCCAGGAGAUCCUGCUGGCCCGCCUCAAGCAAGGGGCCAAGAGGCAUGUGUGGCGCAAGGUAGACCGCCGGCCCAGCUUCCCGCAUCCUGCCCGCUACGAGGUGUGCCGCUACUACAGCCCAGGGCUGGGCUGCCGGCGCCACCGCCACCACUGCACGUUUGCCCGGAGCCGCGAGGAGGCGCUGGUCUGGACCUUUGAGCGCGAGCAAAAUGUCCGGCGGCUGUGGCUCAAGUCCGAGCUGCAGGGCAGCGGGGCCCAGGGCCACCCGAGCAGCCCAGCGGACACCAUCCGUGCCGAGUACGGCGGCCACUUCCAGCUGCUCUGUGCCCACUGCUUCCGCAGCUGCCCGCCACGCCUCUGCCCUGUGGACUCCCAGGGGCGGUGCGCCCAGCACGGAGCCUGCCCUUCGCUGCUGACCCACGUGAGCCCCGAGGGCCGCCGCCGGCAGCAGGUGGUGGAGGUGCGGCCGCAGCCCCAGUACGGUCAGCCGCUGGCCUACUGCAGGUUCGUGGGGCGCGGGCGGCCCUGCCGGCACGGGGCGGCCCGCUGCCAGUACGCGCACAGCGCCGUGGAAAUGGCCGUGUGGGAGGCCGAGCAGCUGGAGGGGCUCCAGAGGCAGGACCUGCUCUCGCCCCCUGGCCCCAGGGAAGAGGGGCGCCCGGCCCCCCGCGGCCAGCCCUCCGGGGCCGAGCUGUACUGCCGUGCCUGCCUGGUCACCUGCGGCUCCCAGGAGGCCUUUGAGAACCACUGCUCGUCCCCGGAGCACGCGUGGAUGGUGGCCUCGGACCUGGCCGUGCCCUGGAAACACCGCAGCCCGCCCGCUGGGCUCUCCGUGUUUGAGCUCUGCCCGAAAUCCGCGCUCUGUGAGUACGGGGACGUCUGCACCAAGGCGCAUUCGGACCAAGAGCUGCAGGAGUGGGUCCAGCGGGCGCAGAGCGUGGCGCUGCGGGAGGAGGCCGCGUGGCAGGAGGGGCUGGCACCUUACCAGGCACGGCUGCUGGCCGAGUACCAGCACAGCAGCAGCGAGGUCCUCGUGCUGACUGGGACCGUCCCCGGCGUGUCCAUCACCUGUGCCCAGCCCCCGGUGCAUCGGGCGCACGGGAAGAAAACUCAGCACAGCUGGACAUUCGACAUCCACUCUGAGGAGCCCCUGCUGCACGUGGCGCUGCUCAAGCAGGAGCUCGGAGCUGACUUCUGGCUGGCAGCGCCCUGCCUCCCGCCGGGCCAGCGCUACGCUUGCGGGGAGCGCUUCCGCGUGCCAGCCUCGCCAGCCAGGUUCCGGGUGCGGGUGCGCGUGCGCAGUUCCACCUUCGGCGCCUUCGAGCAGUGGGUGGUCUUCGACUUUGGCCGCAGGCCAGUGCUGCUGCGGAAGCUGGCGCUGCAGCUGGGCCAGGCACAGGGCCCGGGGCCCCGGGAGGGGACGGCAUGCAGCCGCCCCCAGGAGCUGCUGCGCUGGCACUCUGGCAACCGCCACGUGGUGCCGGGCGUGGAGCGAACCACCGAGCAGGUGGCCCUGCUGGCCAAGUACAAGGUGCCUGACCUGGCCCUCGACUUCAGUCCCAGUGGCCUGGCCCCAGGGCCCAUCUCCUGCACCAACUACCGCCAGAGGAUGCACCAGUUCCUCUAUGAGGAGGAAGGCGCACAGCAACAGCUGGUGGCCAAGCUGAACUUCCGGGGCCCUGUGUCCCUGAGGACCGCGCUGCAGACGCCGGCCCUGGGCAUGGUCUUCCCACCGCCGGGAGCCCUCUACGCCGAGGUGCCCACGCCCUCCUCUCUGACGCCAGACACAGACCAGGGCUUUCUGCUGAGCCGGGCGGUCAGCACAGCCCUUGUGGCGCCCGUGCCCGCGCCUGACGACACAGUGUUCGAGGUGCGGCUAGAGGCCCAGGCCAGCUCGGAGGAGGCGCUGUGGCUGCUGCUCCCCGCCCGCUGCUGCGAGGCCCUGCGUCUGCGGCCCGACACCAGCCCCGUCCUGGAGGUGCAGUUCCAGAUCGACCCGCUGACCUUCCGCUUCUGGCACCAGGCGGUGGACGCGCUGCCCGAGGAGCGCCUGGUGGUGCCCCACCUGCCCAGCUGCGACCUGCCGCGCCCCCUGCCCACGCCGCCCACGCUGCGCGGCAACAGCAAGCAGAAGUUGGCAGUGGGGUUCAUUGCGGGCAGCAGCCCCAGGGGCGGGCGGCCCGUUGCCCCGCUGCUCAUCUACGGCCCUUUUGGCACCGGCAAGACCUACACGCUGGCUAUGGCCUCCCUGGAGGUCAUCCGGCAGCCGCACACCAAGGUGCUCAUCUGCACGCACACCAACAGCGCGGCCAACAUCUACAUCACGGAGCAUUUCCACGGCUAUGUCAGCAGCGGCCACCCCGAGGCCACGCCGCUCCGCGUGAUGUACACGGACCGCCCGCCGGGCCAGACGGACGCGGCCACACUGCGGUACUGCUGCCUGACCGCGGACGGCCGGGCCUUCCGCCUGCCCACGCGGGCCGAGCUGGAGCGGCACCGCCUCGUGGUCACCACCACCUCCCAGGCCCGCGAGCUCAGGGUGCCCGCCGGCUUCUUCUCGCACAUCCUCAUCGAUGAGGCCGCCCAGAUGCUGGAGUGCGAGGCGCUCACCCCGCUGCGCUAUGCGGUGCCCCACACCCGCGUGGUGCUGGCCGGUGACCACAUGCAGGUCACGCCCAAGCUCUUCAGCGUGGCGGGGGGCCGGGCGGCGGGGCACACGCUGCUGUACCGCCUCUUCCAGCACUACCAGCAGGAGGCGCACGAGGCGGCCCGGCGCAGCCGCAUCAUCUUCCACGAGAACUACCGCUCCACCGAGGCCAUCCUCCGCUUCGUGUCGCGGCACUUCUACGUGGCCAAGGGCAACCCCAUCCACGCCAGCGGGCAGGUCCCUCGCCACCCCCAGCACUACCCGCUCGUGUUCUGCCAUGUGGCGGGCAACCCCGAGCGUGACCUGUCAAGGACGUCCUGGCUCAACACGGCUGAGAUCGCCCAGGUCAUCGAGAAGGUGCAGGAGGUCUACGCCACCUGGCCCCACUGCUGGGGCAGCCGGGAGCAGAGGCACAUCUGCGUGGUGUCCCACGGCGCCCAGGUGAGCGCGCUAAGGCAGGAGCUGAGGAGGAAGGACUUGGGCCAGGUGUCCGUGGGCAGCUUCGAGGUCCUGCCAGGGCGUGAGUUCCGGGUGGUGGUGCUGAGCACCGUGCACAGCCAACACAGCCUGCAGAGCCCCGAGGCCCCCGCCCUGGGCUUCUUCACGGACGCCCGCGUGCUCAAUACGGUCAUGACACGCGCCCAGUCCCAGGUGGUGGCUGUGGGCGACGCUGUGGCCCUCUGCUCCUUUGGGGCCUGUGGCAAGCUCUGGAAGAGCUUCAUCUGUGAGUGUGUGAAGCAUCGCAGUGUCUUCCCCGAGGAUCUGUCGCUGGCGCACAUCGAGCAGGGUGUGGUCCACAGGCGGCACUGGGCCCUCAGAGCAGAGCCGAUGCUGGCAGCCGUGGUGCAGGGCACUGUCCCAGAGGAGGGGGCAGCCGAGGGCUCGGCUACGGAGUGCACAGCCACGGAAAAGGUGGAGCUAGGGGCCGUGGCCGAAGGCGGUACCUUCCUGUCCGGGACCACAGCCGCAGGAGACGCGGCCACACGGACGACAGAGGCUGGGGAUACAGCGUCGGGGUCUGCGGCCGGGGGGCGCCCAGCAGCAGGGGACACGGAGGCGGAGGACACGGCAUCCGAAGGGAGCUCAGCAAGGGGCAACGUGGCGGCAGGGCCGGCAGCCACGGAAAGCAGGGACCCCGAGGACCCUGAGGACUCGGAUUCUGACUUCUGGCCUGACAGCGAGCUCAACGCUGACGACCCCAUCCUACAGGAGCUGCUGGACGAAGGCCGGAAGGUGACGGUGACUGUCCGGGAAGAUGGGCUUCUGGACACCAUUGCCAGGCCCGAGUCCCCGCACCAGGCCUGGGGGUACACGAACCUGCCGCGGGCCCGGCUGCGGAAACUGCUCCGCUCAGAGCCUCAGCGGUUCCGCCACUGCGCCUUCGUGCAGGAGACCUUCGAGAGGGCGACGGCCUUCCCGCUGGACGACGUGGACCCCAGCCCCAUCCAGGUCCGGGGGCGCUUGCGCUGCGGCAUGGCCUUCAGCGGGGACGAGGUGCUGGUGGAGGUCCCUGGUGGAGACACGGACGCCUCGGGGAGGCUGCAGGGCCGCGUGGUGGGAGUGCUGAAGAGGAGACGCCGGGAGCUGGUGUUCGUGUGCCGCAUGGAUGAGUGGGACCCCCGCAUCAUGACCCCCAUCGACGGCUCCGUGCCGAAGAUCUUCGUGGCCGAGCUGAGAGACCCUCUGCAGGUGCCCAUCCACCGCGUCCUAAAGGGCCGUGUGCAGCGGGCGGGGCUCGAGCGGCUCCCGGCCGAGGCUCGGCGCAGCCGGCUCUUCCGCGUGCAGAUCGUCCUGUGGCGGCAGCGUUUCUACUACCCGCUGGGCGUCGUCCUGGAGCUGCUGCCUGAGGCCAGCACCUGGGAGCAGGGCCUGCGCGCCCUGGACCUGGAGCACGGCCUGGGGAAGCCCUUGCCAGAGCUGGCUGCCACCUGCAGGGCCCCGCAGAAGCACCGGGCACCCGGCCGCCGGGAGGACUGCCGCGGCUUCCUGACCUUCACCGUGGACCCCCAGGGGGCUCGCAACCUGGACGACGCCCUCAGCGUCCGAGAUCUGGGCCCUGUGUACGAAGUGGCCGUGCACAUCGCCGACGUGGCCAGCUCUGUCCCCAGGGACGGGGCUCUGGACGUGGAGGCCCGCAGGCGGGGCACCGCGUUCUACGCCCCCGACCGGGAGCCGGUGCCCAUGCUGCCAGACAGCCUCUGCCAGGACGUGCUCAGCCUCUUGCCUGGCCAGGACCGCUUGGCUAUCUCCCUCUUCCUCACGGUCGAGAAGGGCAGUGACCAGCUCAAAAGCCUGCGCUUCGCGCCCUCUGUGAUCUGCUCUGACCGCCAGCUGUCGUACGAGGAGGCUGAGCGUGUUAUCAAGGGGCACCCAGGUGCCGGCCGGGAGCUGCCAGCCCGGCUGGACUCCGUGGAGGCCUGCGUGGUGGCUGCCUGCCACCUCUCCCGGGCGCUGCGCCGGCGCCGCCUGCGGAUGGACUCCCACUACGAGCAGCCGGCCGAGGACUGUGUGCUGGGCUUCCGUGUGGCCCACGUCAUGGUCAAAGAGUACAUGAUCCAGUUCAACAGCCUGGCAGCCGAGCUCCUGGUGAGCAGUGAGCGCACGCGGACGGUCACGCCGCUGCGCUGGCAGCCCGCACCCAGUGACCGCCAGCUCGCAGCCCUGCGCGAGAAGCACGGAGAGCUGGUGCCCCUGUCACUGCACCUCCGCCACCACCUGGGGGGCCAUGGUCCCCCCGCCACGCAGCUCUGCCUUCUGACCUCCCUGUGGAGGCAGGUCCAGCUCGCAGCCGGUGCCCACGACGGUGACCGUCUGGCGGACCUCAUCACCACGGAUGACAUGCACCCUUCCCUGGCACCCGUGGGCCUCGACCUCCGCAAGGCCCUGGGCCGCUCCACGUUGGGCCGCUCCCGCCAGGACCAAGGGCAGGCGGCUGGCCACUACGGGCUGCAGGUGGACCAGUACACGUGGGCGACCUCACCCAUCCGCAGGUACCUGGACGUGGUGCUGCAGCGGCUGAUCCUGCUAGUGCUGGGCCACGGGGGCUCUGCCUACUCCGCCAGGGACAUCGAUGGGCUGUGCCAGGAGUUCAGCCUUCAGCACGGGCGCGCCCAGAGCUACGAGCGCCGGGCCCGGAGCCUGUACCUCGCGGUCCAGCUCAAGGCCCAAUCGCGCAGCAAGCUGGGCUUCGCGCUGGACGUGGAGGCGGGUGCCCGCUGCUUCAAGGUACUCUUCCCAGCCCACCGCGAGAGCCUGCCCGACCCGUGCCCUGUCUACCACCGCGCCCUGCAGCUGGCCGAGCACCCCUGCCGCUUGGCGAGGCAGCCGGGCCUGCGGCUGUCAUGGCGGCGCCGCAUCUACUCAGUGCAGGCGGACCGGCCGUGCUCCCCACUGCCCGGCACGCUGCUCGACCCGCACACCUGGCCCAUGGACGCCGCCCUGUGGCAGCAGCUGCUGCAGCUGGUGGAGGAGCAGCAGUGGCCGCAGGCCGUGGCCCUAAUACAGGAGCGCGGUGCCACGGAGCCCCGGCGGCGGGAGCUGGGGCGGGUGCGGCGGAGCCACUGCGGCCACUUCGUGGAGGUGGUCCGGGAGCUGGGCCCGGGGGACACGCUGCAGGUGCAGCUCAGCGCCACGCUGCAGCGCGGGUUCCUGACACCGACCCUGCAGCUGUGGACCGUGGCACCCGGCCUCACCCUCUGCCUGGAGCACGUGGAGCGGCCGGGUGACUGCUUCUCGGGCCAGAUGCCCCAGGCGGGGCGGGACCGGUAUCCUGACGUGGGCGAGUACUGCGGCGUGUGGGGGCCCUUCUGCUCCCUGGAGGCCGCCACGGGCGCGGUCGCGGAGAACGACUCCGUCACGCUGCAGCACGUGAGGGUGUUCUGGGACGCAGAGCGGACGCCGCGGGGGCAGCUGUGGGGCACCUUCUACCUGGAGCCCUCCUUCCUCAGUGAGCACUGCACUGACCUCAGUUUCAGGCACUGCUACCUGUGCAUCCGGCUCGAGGGGCUGCCGGCCGGGCCCGAUGCUGGGCCUGGCCAGCCUCCCCCGGCCGCCCCGGCCUGCAGGCCCAGCACUGAGCCCUUCCUGAGCAUCGACCCCGACAUGUACACCUGGGUGGCCCAUGGGCUGACAGAAGACCGGGACUUGAGAGAGAGCCAGGCGGACCGGCAGGAGAUCCCCAAGCAGGUACACUUCUUCAUCCAGCACAUGGCCAUGGAGAAGGUUCCAGAAGAGGUGCUGAGGCCUGACACCCGUUUCACCAUUGAGGUGCUGCCCAGGCAGCUUCCUGACAUCCGCAAGGAGGAAGCCGUGUAUGGGCUGACGGACAAGUUCCCGCUGGUCAUCAGCAUCGCGCUGGGCCGGCCCAUCCCUGUGCACGGCCCGCAGGCCCUCUGCAGGGGGACCUACAGUAGGUUCCUGAAGAAGCAGACGUUUGACCUGCCCGGAUGCCGCCACACGCUGAACCCCAGCCAGAACGGGGCCAUCCGCGAGGCUCUGAGGAAGCCGUUCACAGUGAUCCAGGGCCCCCCAGGCGCGGGGAAGACGGUGGUGGGCUUCCACAUUGUGUUCUGGUUUCACAAGUCAAACGAAGAGCAGGUGGGGGCCUGUGGCCCCCCCAAUGGGGAGAAGCAGCCGGGGGGCCCCUGCAUCUUGUACUGCGGCCCCUCCAACAAGUCGGUGGACGUGCUGGCAGGGCUGCUCCUGAGCAGGAGAACGGAGCUGAAGCCUCUUCGAGUGUACAGUGAGCAGGCGGAGGCCACGGAGUUCCCGAUGCCGGGCGUGGGCGGCAAGGGUCUGCCCAAGAAAGCCCCUCGGGAGGGGCGUCCCAACCAGACCCUCAGGAGCAUUACCCUGCACCACAGGAUCCGGCAGCCUUCCAACCCCCACGCACCACACAUCAGGGCAUUUGACGCCCGGCUGCAGAAAGGGGAGGUCUUUUCCAAGGAGGAUCUCAGCUUGUACAAGACGGUCCUGGGGCUGGCACGGAAGUUCGAGCUGGACCGGCACACGGUCAUCUUGUGCACCUGCUCGUGCGCGGCCCUAGCCAGCCUCAAGAAGCUGGAUGUCCGGCAGGUCCUCAUCGAUGAGGCUGGCAUGGCCACAGAGCCAGAGACCCUCAUCCCUCUGGUGAAGUUCCCGAAGGCUGAGAAGGUGGUUCUCCUUGGGGACCACAAGCAGCUGCGGCCUGUGGUCAAGAACGAGCAGCUGCAAAACCUGGGGCUGGACCGGUCUCUCUUCGAGAGGUACCACGCGGAGGCCUACCUGCUGGACACGCAGUACCGCAUGCACAAGGACAUCUGUACCUUCCCGUCCGUGGAGUUCUACAAGGGGGCGCUGAAGACCUGGCAGGGCCUGAGGCGGCCGCCCAGCAUCCUCGGCCAUGCCGACAAGAAGAGCUGCCCUGUCAUUUUUGGCCACGUGCAAGGCCAUGAACAGAGCUUGCUGGUGUCCACGGAUGAAGGGAAUGAAAACUCCAAGGCCAACCUGGAGGAGGUAGCCGAGGUGGUCCGCAUCGCCAAGCAGCUGACCCUGGGCAGGACAGUGGAGCCCAAGGACGUUGCGAUUCUCACUCCUUACAACGCUCAGGCUGCAGAGAUCAGCAAGAGGCUUGUGCAGGAGGGCGUCGCUGGAGUGACUGUGUGCUCUGUCACCAAGAGCCAGGGAAGCGAGUGGCGCUACGUGCUGGUGAGCACGGUCCGCACGUGCCCGGAGAGUGACCUGGACCAGCGGCCGACUAAGAGCUGGCUUAAGAAGUUCCUGGGCUUUGUUGUGGACCCCAACCAAGUGAACGUGGCCAUCACCCGGGCCCAGGAGGGGCUCUGCCUCCUCGGAGACCACCGCCUCCUGCGUUGUUGCCCUCUCUGGCGUAGAUUCUUGGACUUCUGUGAAGCCCAGCAGAGCCUUGUGGCCGCCAACCAAGUGCAAGUUCGGAGGAGGCCAGCCGUGUCUCACUGAAGAGCCCUCUCCACAUGCCCACUGCUCUCAAGCCGCCAAGACUUGGAGGACAACUUCCGUGCCCUCUUCUGAGGGCUCCUUGCCAGGCACCACUCAGGAGCGUCCCAUGUGCUUUCAGUGGGCACUGCUGGCCACCCCGCCUACCGGCCUGGGUUUCUGAGGCCGACUUCUGAGCAAUAAUCUCCUUCCGGAGUCUUGGCCUCCCCCAGGGCGGAGAGCAGCCAGGCCCCAGCGUGCACUGGGGAGGAGACUCCUCUCCCCACUGAGCCUUUCCGCCGGAAAUUUGGUGACAGGGGACAUCUCAGGGGUCAAGGGCUGCGGGGAGGUCCUCUGGACCCUCUGGGGUUGCUGGGGAGGCGUGGGGUCAGAAGGAAAUCCUGCUGAAGCUACUCUUUGGUCUUUGAGCCCAUCCCUGAGCACACUGGGUACCGGCUGUGGAGCUCAGCUUGUCUUUCUUCCCUUUCUUUCUUUCCUCUUUUGUCUUCCUACCUUCCUUCCUUCCCUUCUCUCUGGCUCCAUGCCCA
Suricata suricatta (meerkat) is the source of this 9742-nucleotide messenger RNA. It is a transcript of the gene HELZ2, whose product is annotated as helicase with zinc finger 2. The record is from RefSeq and is a predicted model, not a curated record. The transcript has 20 exons. Lineage: Eukaryota; Metazoa; Chordata; Mammalia; Carnivora; Herpestidae. Bases 450 to 9218 code for a protein of 2922 amino acids. Gene Ontology annotation, molecular function: RNA nuclease activity; 5'-3' DNA helicase activity; metal ion binding.